CACAAAUAUCAUCUGCAACCAAACUCAUAGCUUCGAAGUCGUCUCUUGGAUUUUUACAAGUCAAAACUGAGUAAGACUUUAGCGAGGAGUCUUCUCGCCGGUGACCGCCGUAUACGGCGGAGAUUUUGUUAGUUAUGUCACGCAUUUCCACCGCCUCCACUACUCCUUCUCGUGUUAGAGCUGCGAAUUCGCACUAUUCAGUGAUCUCUAAACCUAGAGCACAAGACGAUAACGGUCUCACCGGAGGUAAACCGAAAUCGUCCGGUCACGAUGUGAAGAACGAUCCGGCGAAGAACCGGCGAUCGAUUCUGCUUAAAAGAGCGAAAUCCGGAGAGGAGGAGACGGCGGUUUUGGCUCCUCAGAGAGCUCGAUCUGUGAAUCGUCCGGCGGUCGUAGAGCAAUUCGGUUGUCCGAGGCGGCCGAUUUCUAGGAAAAGCGAAGAGUCGGUAAUGGCUUUGGCGGCGGUGGCGGAGGAUGAGAAGAGGAAGAAAAUGGAGGAAUUGGAGGAGAAGCUAGUAGUGAAUGAGUCGUUGAUUGAGGAUUUGCAGUUGCAGGUUUUGAAUUUGAAAACGGAGUUAGAGGAAGCUCGUAAUUCAAAUGCAGAGCUUGAGUUGAAGAACAAGAAACUUUCUCAGGAUCUUGCUUCAGCUGAAGCUAAGAUCUCAUCACUUUCCUCUAACGACAAGCCAGCUAAAGAACAUCAGAACACCAGAUUCAAAGAUAUCCAAAGGUUAAUAGCUAGCAAAUUAGAGCAAUCCAAGGUUAAAAAGGAGGUAGCAGUAGAGUCAUCAAGCUCCAUUAUAACAAGAUCAUCUCCACAACCACCAUCACCUUCUCCUUCAAGAUUACCGCCAACGCCGCCAUUGCCGAAGUUUUUGGUGUCUUCAGCUAGCAGUUUAUGUAAACGAGAUGAAAAUUCUUCACCCUUUGCACCACCAACACCACCGCCUCCGCCACCACCACCACCACCUAGGCCUCUAGCUAAAGCAGCUCGUGCUCAGAAGUCUCCUCCAGUUUCGCAGUUAUUUCAGUUGUUGAAGAAGCAAGAUAAUAGUAGAGACCUUUCUCCGUCUGUUAAUGGGAAUCAGUCUCAAGUUAACAGUGCUCACAACAGUAUAGUCGGAGAAAUUCAAAACCGUUCUGCGCAUCUCAUCGCUAUAAAAGCUGAUAUAGAGACAAAAGGGGAUUUUAUCAAUGAUCUUAUCCAGAAAGUUCUGACCACUUGUUUUUCGGAUAUGGAAGAUGUCAUGAAAUUUGUGGAUUGGCUUGAUAAAGAACUGGCAACUCUGGCUGAUGAGCGAGCUGUGCUUAAGCAUUUCAAGUGGCCUGAGAAGAAAGCCGAUGCCUUGCAAGAGGCUGCAGUUGAAUACCGCGAGCUAAAGAAACUGGAAAAAGAACUAUCUUCGUACUCUGAUGAUCCGAGCAUUCACUACGGUGUUGCCCUGAAGAAAAUGGCCAACUUACUAGACAAGUCGGAGCAGAGGAUAAGGAGGCUAGUCAGAUUACGAGGCUCAUCCAUGCGUUCUUACCAAGACUUUAAGAUCCCAGUCGAGUGGAUGCUUGACUCGGGAAUGAUAAGCAAGAUCAAAAGAGCAUCGAUCAAGCUUGCUAGAACUUACAUGAAUAGAGUAGCGAAUGAGCUACAAUCAGCUCGUAACUUGGAUAGAGAGUCUACUCAAGAAGCAUUGCUUCUUCAAGGCGUCCGAUUUGCUUACAGAACGCACCAGUUUGCGGGAGGGCUCGAUCCAGAGACAUUGUGUGCAUUAGAAGAGAUUAAGCAACGUGUUCCGAGUCAUCUCCGGCUGGCACGGGGGAAUAUGGCCGGAACUCCGUCGUAGAAAAGUAAUCAGAGAAAUGUGAGGCACAUGGCCUUUGGUUUUGGCUAUAAAAUUCGUUAUUUGUGUUAAUAGUGUUUGGUUGAGUCAGUAAAUGCUGUGUCCCACGUAAUAAUAAUGUUAAAAUGUAUCU
Molecule: messenger RNA, 1968 nt
Organism: Arabidopsis arenosa
Lineage: Eukaryota; Viridiplantae; Streptophyta; Magnoliopsida; Brassicales; Brassicaceae
Source: the annotation of a GenBank genome assembly